Molecule: messenger RNA, 600 nt
Organism: Necator americanus (New World hookworm)
Lineage: Eukaryota; Metazoa; Nematoda; Chromadorea; Rhabditida; Ancylostomatidae
Exons: 7
Coding region: 1-600 (199 amino acids)
Biological process (GO): vesicle-mediated transport
Molecular function (GO): GTP binding; GTPase activity
Source: RefSeq, a predicted model, not a curated record
AUGACAGCGUCCGAUGCAACAGAUGUCAAAGUAGUUGUGGUUGGAGAUUCUUCAGUUGGAAAAUCGGCAAUUCUCAAAAGAUUUUUCGAUAAAAAAUUCGAGGAAUCAACAGCAUUCACUAUAGGAAUCGAUUUCCGCCAUAUCAGUUACUAUUUGGACGACGGAACGAAAGUUCGUCUUUGUGUGUGGGACACCGCCGGUCAAGAGAGAUUCCGUCAGCUCGCUCCUUCUUAUGUUAGGGACGCUCAUGUCAUUCUCGUUGUUUUUGAUCUCACCGCUCCAAAUAUUUUGGAACAAAUAGCGCGGUGGACGUUAUUUGUCGAUGGGGAGAGAGAAGAAGGUGCCCUGAUUGUAUAUGUUGGUAACAAAUGUGAUCUCAAACAAAGGCGUCAUGAUCCUUCAAUAAUUACAAGAAUGAUGGCAGAAUAUGAGGCACCUUAUGUGGAAACUUCUGCAAAGACGGGAUUUAAUGUCGAUGAGCUUUUCUCAAUGGUUGCGCACAUGCCUUUCCCCACUCGUCAAAGAUGCCAAUCGGCACCAAUCCGACUCUCAUCGAUAUCAAAUGGCACUACCUGGCGACCAUUGGGCUGUUGUCAGUGA